Molecule: messenger RNA, 1470 nt
Organism: Babesia bigemina
Lineage: Eukaryota; Apicomplexa; Aconoidasida; Piroplasmida; Babesiidae
Exons: 2
Coding region: 1-1470 (489 amino acids)
Source: RefSeq, a predicted model, not a curated record
AUGGAGACGGCAAAGUACCCUUUUGCGCGCGCGGCUCCGAGCGUCGCUUCGGCGCAGCCCGUGGUAAAAAGGGACGGAGACAUCAAGCAACCUAAGGCGGGGACAACGCCCCUUAAAUUCCGCUCGUUCCAAGACUUUUACCUUACGCAGGGCAAGACGCACAAUCGUAACUUCCUGACAGCGAACAAGGGGGAGCGGAGUCCCUGGAAGUGUCAAAUAAGUCAUACCCCGAACAACGCCGUGACGUCGAUGGCAGACAACGAUGCGACUUUGCCGGGGAUGUACAAAACGUACAACGAGGAGGAGCUCAGCAAGGCGCUAAAGGGGCACGUAAAGCGACUCUGCGAUUACUUUCAAAAUGGAACACCCAACAAAAAUUACACCAACACCAUCAAGGCGAUGGUGGCGAAGACCAAGCCCAGACAACCAACGCAGUCAUCGCGGUCGGACUCGUCGUGCAGCACCGCGAACAGCGUGAAGCAGAACGACGGAGUUCCGACGCUGCCACUAGCCGAACGCUUAAGCGCGCCGGCGGUGGGAAUCAUCGAGCUCGCGCAGCACAUCGCAAGCAGGCGCCAGGAAGGCAAGCGGCCGACCACCAACCAGGAGGCCCUGGAGUUCCUCGAGAGCGAGGGGAUCGCGUACAACAAUGCCGUUAUGGUCAUGGGACACGACAGGAGCAGGGGAAGGUCGCGGCAGGUGUUCAACUGGAAGACCGCCAUGAAGGCCAUGUGCACCGGCACCGACGUCCCCGACACACCGGACAGUUCGAUCCUGGACAGAGACGAGGUGGUCAGGGUCGACCUUCCGUUGCCAUUGGAUCCGGAAAUGCGCGAAUUCCUACGGAAGCGUGGUUUUGUGAUCGGCGAGGACGGGAUGCCCAUCACCGCCGAUGACGAUGUCGUUGAGUGCAACGGCGUGCAGUUCUACGUGUUGCCGCACGAGGGGUCGGUGACGCGGCGGGAGUCGAGCGCAGACGCGCCAGUGUCGCAGCCCCGCGAAGUGUGGGCCGACCUGAAGACGGGAGCUGUGUUGCCCGAAGUAUCGCACGACCCGCACAAGUUCGAGAGCUACGACCUUCGCAUCACCAAGGAGACCACUGAGCCGGACGCCUCGCUGGGCACUGACGAGGAGGAGUUCGAGAGCGCGAGGCGGAAGACCGAGGAGGAUGCCUUCUUCGACAAAACGGACUACAACCUGGAAGACUUCACCAACCACAUGUUCGGGCACGCCGACCUGGAGAACAUCAACCAGGUCAUCAAGCACAUCCGGGAUAUCCUGCCGGAGGAAUGCGACGGCGAGAUCGUGGACGUAGCAGAGCUCUCCACGGACCGGAGGGAGAAGAACGCCGAGGGGUUCGGCUGGUUCCUGGACAAGGCGCAGGACUCGCAGGGUGACGAUCUAGACGAAGCCCUAGAGGAACUGGCGGAAUCGUUCGAAAGACGCCUUUCGAUAAGGCCGAGAAGCUGA